AUGGGAGGAUAAUGUUGCAAUAAUACAUCAUAUUUAGAUGAUGUAGAGCCAUAAGAUGAUACAGAAUUGAAACGUUUAGAUACUCGUAAAAUCAAUAUUAAAUAUAAUUACAAAAAGAAAUAAAAAGAAUUGAAUUCAAGUCAAACUACAAAGACUCAAGAAAGAACCAAACAAUUAGCAGUCACUCUUAAAAGUGGUGGAGUAUAUUUAGGAGAUUGGGUUGGUAAUAAAAGAGAAGGAUAUGGAAUUCUAAAAUGGCCAGAUGGUUCAGAAUAUGAAGGAGAAUGGAAAAAUAAUAAAGCUCAUGGAUAAGGUAAGUUCAUUUAUCCUGAUGGAGACUAUUAUGAAGGAUAAUGGGAAAAUGAUAAAUAAAAUGGAAGAGGGACAUUCUAAUCAAUUAAUGGAGGUAAGUUUGAAGGACAAUGGAAGGAUGAUUUAUAAUAAGGAUAUGGGAUAGAGACUUGGGAAGAUGGGAGUAGAUAUGAGGGUUAUUUUUAUGAAGGAAUAAAAUAAGGAUAGGGAACUUAUAUAUGGAAUGAUGGUUCAACAUAUACAGGUUUAUGGAUUAAUAAUAAGCGACAUGGAUAAGGAUCUCAAGUAUGGAAAAAUGGUAAAGAAUAUCAAGGAGAAUGGUUUGAAGAUUUUAUGUGCGGUUAAGGAAUAAUUAAAUGGUCUAAUGGUUGUACAUAUGUUGGAUAGUUUAAUAAAGAUGCUCUAAAUGGUUAUGGCAUUUUCAAAUGGUCGAGUAUUUAAUAUCCAUAAUUUAGAUGGUAGAAGUUAUGAAGGUAGUUUUAAACAUUCAAAGCCAAAUGGGAAAGGUAAAGUUAUUUUGGAUAAUGGUCGGUCAAGAUUUGGAGAAUGGAAUGAAGGAUAAUUGAUAAAAUGGUUUGACAAUAAUCAAGAUGAAUAAAAAGAAAAUUUUGAUAUACUUAAUCUAGAAGAUUUAUGA
Molecule: messenger RNA, 949 nt
Organism: Paramecium primaurelia
Lineage: Eukaryota; Ciliophora; Oligohymenophorea; Peniculida; Parameciidae
Source: the annotation of a GenBank genome assembly